Caenorhabditis remanei is the source of this 951-nucleotide messenger RNA. RefSeq lists its product as uncharacterized. The transcript is spliced from 4 exons. Gene Ontology annotation, molecular function: protein binding. The record is from RefSeq and is a predicted model, not a curated record. The coding region runs from base 1 to 951 and encodes 316 amino acids. NCBI's taxonomy places the organism in Eukaryota, Metazoa, Nematoda, Chromadorea, Rhabditida, Rhabditidae.
AUGGAAAACCAAGAACCAAAAAUAGAAAACCAGUUCCACUUUGAGAACGAUAUUGGAGAAAUUCAUCUAAAGGAAAACCGAGAUUUUGAAGAUCAGGUUGACAAAGAAUUGAGAUUGAAAGUGUCAUACACUCACGAGUUGGAAAUGGCUCUAAGACUUGAAGAAAGCAGUUACUUGACGUGGAUGUUUGAUUGGGAUGAGCUCGAGAAAAAAGGUGUUGAUGGAUUCACAGGAUGCAUCAUCGUAUCGGUUCGACAGAAGAACAUGGCAACUGUACAUCAGAAGUAUGUCUUCGAGGUCACCCGUGAUGUGAAAUCACUUACAAGACGGAUUGGUUCCGUUGCUGAAUUGCAACAACACAGCACAUGGCAGAGAUGUGGAUUGAACUAUGAAGUGACGCUCCAGUCCUUCAGCUUGCUGAGUCGUUGUCUUGAGAUCGAUACUCAAUUCAACCAAAGUGCAGAUUCGGAUCUCACACUUAACGUCGAAAGAUUUCAGCUACAUUUGAAUUCUCAGUUCCUCAAAUUUCACUCAAAAUACUUCUCGAAUAAGCUAGCUGCGUAUGUGAUGGACGUUUUCUUGCCAACCCUCAAUCUUCCUGGAGUUCGCUAUGAAGCAUUUGCUAGACUUGUGUCAAUGAUUUCCCCAAAUGCAAUUCUUCCUUCAGAAGAAUUCUAUGAUAGCAUCCUUGAACUUGCCAACCAGUUGUCGAUGCCAGCAGCUUCCCGUAUCAUCACUCAGAUGAUUCUCCGUGGAACGCAUCUCAACUUCUACCAAGUCCUGACAUUUGCUGAUAAGCAUCGAUUGGAUGAACUGGUGGACCAUUGUCUGUCUUACAUCAGUACCAAGGACCAUCUGCAGAGAAUGAAGAACAUGGAAAGCAUCAAGCUUCUGUCGGCUGGUUGUUCGAAAAAGAUUCUUGGAAAAUAUCUGGAAAUCCAAAAUGCUUAA